Messenger RNA from Phlebotomus argentipes, 2158 nucleotides. Its product is annotated as glucose dehydrogenase [FAD, quinone]-like. Gene Ontology annotation, molecular function: flavin adenine dinucleotide binding; oxidoreductase activity, acting on CH-OH group of donors. The record is from RefSeq and is a predicted model, not a curated record. The transcript has 3 exons. Bases 1 to 1884 code for a protein of 627 amino acids. NCBI's taxonomy places the organism in Eukaryota, Metazoa, Arthropoda, Insecta, Diptera, Psychodidae.
AUGAGUGCGAUUGUUGGAGCCGCCAAUGCAAUAGGUGGAGCCGCCGUUUCGGCCGCCAGCAGUGUCGGAUGGUUCGUGCCGGUGCUGGUCGCCGCUAUUGCCUACUUCCAGUAUGAAGAUCUCAUGGAUCCCGAGUCGAGACCCAUCGAUAUCUCGACGUCCAACAUGCUGGAUGAGUACGAUUUCAUAGUAAUAGGAGCGGGAUCGGCGGGAGCUGUAAUAGCCAACCGACUGACUGAGGUGGAGAACUGGAAUGUAUUGCUUCUCGAGGCUGGCGGAGACGAGACGGAGAUCUCUGAUGUGCCGCUGAUGGCGGGAUAUUUGCAGCUAAGCAAAUUGGAUUGGAAAUACAAGACAGAACCUCAAGGAACUUCCUGCUUAGCAAUGCAGGGCGGAAGAUGCAAUUGGCCACGAGGGAAAGUCAUCGGUGGAUCGAGUGUGCUCAAUUACAUGCUCUACUUGCGUGGCAAUAAGAAGGACUACGACGCCUGGGAGACACUAGGGAAUCCUGGCUGGGGCUACAAGGAUGCCCUGUACUAUUUCAAGAAGUCCGAAGACAACACAAAUCCCUACUUGACAAACACACCUUAUCACUCAACUGGCGGCUACUUAACCGUGGGCGAAGCUCCUUAUCACACGCCUUUGGCUGCCGCUUUCGUGGAGGCCGGAGUCGAGAUGGGAUACGACAAUAGGGACAUAAAUGGAGAGAAGCAGACAGGAUUUAUGAUAGCCCAGGGCACAACGAGGCGAGGAAGUCGAUGCAGCACUGGGAAAGCCUUCCUGAGACCGGCGCGUCUCCGGCCAAAUCUCCACGUCGCUAUGUAUUCUCACGUGACCAGAGUGAUGAUCGAUCCGGUGAGCAAGAUCGCCUUUGGGGUGGAAUUCAUCAGAAACAGGAAAGUUCACUACGUCAGAGCGCUGAAGGAAGUCAUCCUCUCAGCAGGAGCCGUGAAUUCUCCCCAAGUUCUCAUGCUGUCCGGCAUUGGACCGAAGGCUGAACUGCAGAAGCAUCGAAUUCCUGUCAUUCAGGACCUUCAAGUGGGCGAGAAUCUGCAGGAUCACAUAGGUUUGGGUGGAUUGACUUUCCUGGUCAAUCAACCUGUGGCUAUUAUAGAGAAUCGUCUCCACUCCAUGUCAACAGUUCUGCAAUACGCAGUGUUUGGCCAAGGACCUCUUACGAUCCUAGGAGGCGUUGAAGGACUCGCGUUCGUCAACACCAAACACGCCAAUGCAACAGACGAUUAUCCGGAUAUUGAGUUUCACUUUGUUUCCGGAUCAACAAACUCAGAUGGCGGAGUUCAGUUGCGAAAAGCUCAUGGCUUAACUGAAGCUUUCUAUGAUUAUGUCUUCGGGCCGAUCAAUAAUAAGGACUCUUGGAGCAUUAUUCCCAUGCUGUUGCGGCCCAAGAGUGUGGGAACAAUCAAGCUGAGGAGCAACAAUCCCUUCGACUAUCCCUACAUCUAUCCCAACUACUUCAAGGACGAUUUCGACAUGAAAACCCUCGUGGAGGGUGUGAAAAUUGCCGUGGCACUGUCACGAACGCAAUCCAUGCAGAGAUUUGGCUCUCAAUUGGCCGCGUUCAACUUCCCCGGAUGUCUGCACAUCAAGAUGUUCACAGACGCGUAUUGGGAGUGCAUGAUCAGGCACUACUCCGUGACCAUCUACCACCCUGUGGGCACGUGCAAGAUGGGCCCGUACUGGGACAGGACGGCAGUGGUGGAUCCGCAGCUGCGCGUCUACGGCAUCCGCGGCUUGAGGGUGAUUGACGCCAGCAUCAUGCCAAAACUUGUGAGUGCCAAUACGAAUGCCCCAACGAUCAUGAUUGCUGAAAAGGGCGCCGACAUGGUGAAGGACUUCUGGAUAAAACGUAGCCAAAUGUUGUAGCGCGCGAAGAGCUUCCGUUUGAGACGCUGUGUGAAUUGUGAUAUCAAGCUACAAGAGAAAUGCGCCAUUCUUGUAUAAAUUCUGUGGCUGAAAUACGACUUCAAAGUGAAGAGAGAAAGAGGGUUUUUUUUUCUUGUGUAAUACUUCAACAAAGGCUGACUGAGAAGAGCACUAUUUAAGCAGAAUGUGGUAUUUUUGUCACUGACACUGAAGACAAAUUAUGAAAAAUAUUGCCACUGAGGCAAUGACAAAACCUAUUGUAGAAAAUAAAUAU